Daldinia caldariorum is the source of this 1720-nucleotide messenger RNA. RefSeq lists its product as uncharacterized. The record is from RefSeq and is a predicted model, not a curated record. The transcript is spliced from 2 exons. Gene Ontology annotation, biological process: protein phosphorylation. Gene Ontology annotation, molecular function: ATP binding; protein kinase activity. Bases 1 to 1548 code for a protein of 515 amino acids. Lineage: Eukaryota; Fungi; Ascomycota; Sordariomycetes; Xylariales; Hypoxylaceae.
AUGGAGUUCACAAGCCCAUAUGACGACUAUCAAAAGGCUUUAGACUACGACUUCCACACUGAGGUGGCGCCUGGUAUUUGGACGGUCUGCACGAAACUUGACAGGACUAUCCUCCUGGCUCAUGAUAUCACCGAAGUGUUUACCGGGGACUCGGACUCGGAUUCGACCAGCGAAGCCCUAAGUGGCCUAUUAUCUACAAAUACAGUAAAUUUGUUCGAAAAGAUCGCGGCUAUCUUGAAUCACGAUAACCUGAUAUGCCUACGGGAUUGGUUCUCCGUUGCGAAGCUGAAUCCCAAAUCGAGGGAGUACGAAAAACGAACUUUCAUCGUCUGGGAUAAUUGCGACGCCGGCACUCUGGAAAAUCUGCUGGUUGAGGAAUAUGAAAAGUACACGCCAGACCAAGAGGCCGACAAGAGACCAUCGACCUCCGGUACCGAUGGGAAAUCAACAUCUAGUUCCAACAAGAGCAAGUUGAAUUCUGGUACCGAUGAAAAACCAAGCUCCGAUACUGAGAUGUCCGAUGUCCGUAAGGUAGAUCCGCCGACGAAAUUCUUACCAGAAUCCUUGUGCUGGCAUGUGCUCAUCUCGGUGCUAAAAGCGCUGGCCUGGUUGCAUGACGGCAGCCCAGAGCUCGUUGCCACUGGCCCCGGAAGAUUCGGGAUGGAUCCCACCCCGGAUUGGAAUCCCGCCUUACACCGGAACAUCACCCCCGCCAAUAUACACUUCCAACAGCCCAGGCGCAACGAGACUUACGGGCAGUGUAAGCUAGGAAACUAUAGCAGUUUAUACCUAUCGAGUCACCAUAACGGAGACGGGAAGUCUAAUGUCGAACGGGUUAGGGCUAAGGCCUUGGUUCCGCGGCCCGAAGGCCCGCACCAGCACUUGGACGAGCUCAUCCAGCAGGAUGCGAAGUACGGCUAUACUUAUAAGGAGCAGUCGGACCAGCCUUACACUGUCCUCAGUGGGUGGAGGGCUUUGGGCGAGAUCCUCCAGGCGAUGAUGAUACCCCCCUCGGGAACGAAGACCAACGUGGAGGAACAUAUCCAAAACGUAGCUCAGCACGGAGUGAGGUAUAAUCUCCAAAACGCGGAUUACUCCGCCGCGUUGAAGAACAUAGUGGUCAGACUAAUGACUCUCAACCCGGACGAGAAGUUAAAGGACGGAAAUUACCGUUUCCCGAACCGAGACACCUUAACCUCCAACCUGUGCGUAUUGGCCUUUGGGAGAUACAGGUUGUGGAGAGAAUUCUCACCCGAGGGCCAAGAGGUAACCACCGUCGAACACGAGCGAGUCGGACACGCCGCAGAAGACGCGAGCGCGGCGGCGGAGGCCGUGGCCGCGACCUUGGAGAUGUACAGGGCGGUGGAUAGCAUAGAAGAACAGGAGAUGGAGAAGGGGCCCUGGCGCUUGGAUGAUCACAUGGAUGGCGACAUUGACGUGUUCGAGGAUUCGGGCGUUACCACGUACGACAUGGCGCAUUUCGAGGAGGAGAUGGCAAUUCCUUACGAUGCGAUGUUACUCGAUGAGAAUUGGGAGUUUGAUGAUUAGUGGUGAUAUGUAGGUAGGUAAGUUUGAAUUAUCGUUGAUACUGGAAAGGUUGAUAGGUAGAUUACUUCGAGGAGCAGCAGCGGAUAGAUGAUGAACUAGAUAGGUGCAUUAUAAUUUUAAUUUUGGGUUGGGAAUACAGCAUUCUGUAUCUCAAGUGAUUCGAGGGUAUGCC